AUGGCGGUGAAGCGAGCCAGGGCUUCGGGCGAUGGCCAAACCCAGCUCAGUCUCUCUGCAGGGCUACAGGUGGUGGUGCAUGAAGCACAGCCACGAGCAUCCGGCCCUCCCUGGGGGCUCAGCACGGCACGACCCCGCCUGUCUAUUUCGGUCCAUCUUUUUAUCGCUUCCUCUCCCCACCCCAAACUGCCUCAUUCUCACAGCACGCCAGCCGUGAGCAGCAGCGCCUGCACCAAAGUGCUGUACUUCACCGAUCGCUCCCUCACCCCCUUCAUGGUCAGCAUUCCAAAGAGGUUAGGGGAAGUGACGCUAAGGGACUUCAAAUCGGCGAUCGACCGGGAUGGGACACACCGGUACCACUUCAAAGCUCUGGAUCCAGAGUUUGGGACGGUCAAAGAGGAGGUUUUCCAUGAUGAUGAUAUCAUUCCUGGCUGGGAAGGGAAGAUUGUGGCUUGGGUGGAAGAGGACCAUGGAGAGAACUAAAACCUUCGCUGUCGGCUGCUGGAUGUGCCAGAUACUCACCAAAAAAAAAAACCUCCCAAACCCUCACACAAAUGUUGAUACGUGUGAUUUAAACUGCCAAAAGAAAAGGAACCACGAUGAACUUGGGGCUUUGAGGAAGGAGGUCCCGCACGUUACAACCAAAUACGGCCCCUUUUUCGGCCGUUCCAUCACACUGCCUCUCUACUCGGUCAGGGACGGGCCCAAAAGACGUGACUUCCUGCUGCUUCUCGAUCAUCUGGAGAAGUUCAGUCAACGAUGGGACAGUAUCACGAGAAGAUUUGCAGCGCAUUUGUGAUGGGCAAAGCUAGGAAUUCUUUCCCAGCGCCGUUGUAGCUCUUGCCAGCCAAUUUUCCCACAUCAGGCACCAGCAAGAUCUCCUCUGGAGACCCAGUGGUUUGUGGUCCAGAUCAAAGAAGGUCCAGUCCACAACAUUGAGUUGGAAGGUGCACGGAUUGUUACAUCUGCUUUUAUUGUUUUGCAUUCUGGUCUUGAAGCUUUUCCUUACUUUAUUUUGUGUAAAAUAUUGUUACCCGUUGCUUCGCCGCCCAGGUUGCCCCUUCUGGCUUUGCCUGGGAAGAAGAUCCUGACCUUCCCAUCUCUGCUUUUCCAGGAUUGCGUUGGCACCACACGAUCUCCUCUGUCCUACUUUCCCUCCGGAUGCUCUUUAAUUAAUUCAUCCCCAGCAGCAUCAGUGGGGGAAAGCUGACCUCUGGUUUCCCCGUAGCUUGAUCUGAAUUUGGCAUUGAUUUUUCUACUUAAUGGCUAAUUUCAGCCUGCCUUAAUCAGCUGAGUUGGGUAGAGAAAAGGAGGGGUGUGUGAGAAACUUUCACAAAAACAUUGCAGUUAAGAUCCCUGGAAGAUCUGUGAGAGAAAGCAAAGCUCCAGGCCCCUUUUUUCAUGGUUUGAUGGUAUUAUGUGCAACUCCAGCAACUGUCUUGUUCCUAUUGUCCUGCUGGCUCCUCUGCUGACAGCAAGUAAGUCACCUGCCCUGUUUGGCCUCAACCAGAAAUUAAUUUUGGCCCUCCAUGCUCGCCCCAAUAUCGGAGCCAAAACGAGUGGCUCAGCCCAGUGCAGACUGCAAUGGUCGGCCUUUGGAAAUCAGCCCUCUGGUGAUCUUAGCUGCUCUGGAAGUUGUACGAAUAUUGCACCAGUCAGAUUUCAAACAUAAACAGCAUAAACUUUACAGACAAGUGAGUUUGUACAGAGGUCGGAGAUAAAUGCACUAAGGGGUGAAUUACUCAUUCGUAGCUUUAGAGGGAAAACAACCCUGGACAGGUUUUGAGCAUUUAAGGGGGGCUAUUUCGAUACACAAAGCGUUUUGUCGUUAUUCUACACAAGCCUCAGUUCCUUAGGAAUCAGGCAGGAGACCAGGGGUCGGAUUCAACCGGUGUUACUACCGGUUCGGUCAGAGUGCGUUUUGCACGCUGCGCGCCCGUGUAAAACAAUUGCAAAAAA
This is a messenger RNA of Pseudonaja textilis, 1959 nucleotides long. The record is from RefSeq and is a predicted model, not a curated record. Lineage: Eukaryota; Metazoa; Chordata; Lepidosauria; Squamata; Elapidae.